AUGUUCAACAGUUUCAUAUUUUUGUUUGUUGUAGUGACGGGCUUAUGUGAGUCUGCCAAUAUUUUGUAUGUGAUGCCUUUUACUUCUAAAUCUCACCAUAUUAUGUUGAAGCCGAUUGGAUUAGAAUUAGCUAGAAGGGGUCACAAUGUGACCGUCAUCACUGGGUUUCGAGAUAAGAAUGCUCCUGCAAAUUACCGUCAGAUACAAGUUGAUCAGAAAGAAAUAUGGGACGUCAUAGGAACCAAAAGACCGAACGUUUUCGACAUGGUCGGGGUAUCAACUGAAGAAUUUCACAAUAUGAUUCUCUGGAGAGGGGGACUAGGAUUCACAAAUCUAACUUUAAAUUCAGCUGAAGUGAAGAGUUUUUUAGCUGAAGACAACAAAUUCGAUUUAGUCAUUUGCGAGCAGUUUUUCCAAGAAGCGAUGAACAUAUUAGCACAUAAAUACAAAGCUCCUUUAGUUCUAGUUACCACAUUCGGAAACUGUAUGAGACAUAACAUCAUGAUAAGAAACCCAUUGCAGCUAGCCACUGUGAUCAGUGAAUUUUUGGAAGUGAGGAACCCGACCAGUUUCUUCGCAAGGUUAAGAAAUGUAUACUUCACCGUUUACGAAUACGUUUGGUGGCGAUAUUGGUACUUAGAAGAACAAGAGAAAUUGGUCAAGAAGUACAUUCCAAAUUUAGAAGAACCAGUGCCCACUUUGCUUGAGAUGCAAAAGAAUGCCUCCCUGAUACUAAUUAACGGACAUUUUAGUUUUGAUACUCCAGCUGCGUAUCUUCCCAAUAUUAUUGAAAUUGGCGGAGUGCAUCUUUCCAAGAGUGACACUAAGCUGCCCGCGGAUUUGCAAAACAUUUUAGACGAAGCAAAGCAUGGAGUCAUUUACAUUAACUUUGGAUCGAACGUGCGUAGUGCUGAACUACCGUUAGAAAAAAGAAAUGUAUUUUUGAAUGUAAUUAAGAAACUGAAGCAGACUGUGGUGUGGAAAUGGGAAGAUGACAGUCUAGAUAAAAUGGAUAAUUUAGUCGUGAGAAAAUGGCUACCACAAAAAGAAAUAUUAUCCCACCCAAAUAUCAAAGUAUUCAUAUCGCAUGGUGGAUUGAUCGGAACACAGGAAGCCAUAUUCCACGGCGUGCCUAUAAUUGGAGUUCCUAUUUACGCUGACCAAUACAAUAAUUUAUUACAAGCAGAAGAAAUUGGAUUUGGGAAAAUACUCGAAUUCAAAGAUAUCAGAGAACAAAACUUAGAUAAUUACUUGAGAGAGCUUCUUACAAACAAUACUUACAGAGACAAAGCUAAAGAGAUGUCUAUUAGGUUUAAAGAUAGACCGACGACUGCUUUAGAUACAGCUAUGUAUUGGAUUGAAUAUAUUAUAAGGCAUAAUGGGGCUAGUUUUAUGAAAAAUCCAGCCAGAAAAUUGCACUGGAUCCAAUACGCAAUGCUAGAUGUUUAUGGUUUUAUAUUAGCAGUAGUGUUAACUAUUUUUUACACUAUUUACAAACUAAGCAGUUUCAUAUUGCAUAAAUUGAAAGCUCCUGAGAGACUUAUUAGAAAAAAGUUUGAUUGA
Bombyx mori (domestic silkworm) is the source of this 1563-nucleotide messenger RNA. RefSeq names its product UDP-glycosyltransferase UGT39B1 (gene UGT39B1). Gene Ontology annotation, molecular function: UDP-glycosyltransferase activity. Bases 1 to 1563 code for a protein of 520 amino acids. The record is from RefSeq and is marked provisional. The transcript is spliced from 4 exons. NCBI's taxonomy places the organism in Eukaryota, Metazoa, Arthropoda, Insecta, Lepidoptera, Bombycidae.